Messenger RNA from Galeopterus variegatus (Sunda flying lemur), 633 nucleotides. RefSeq lists its product as uncharacterized. The record is from RefSeq and is a predicted model, not a curated record. The transcript has 3 exons. The annotation marks the transcript as partial. Lineage: Eukaryota; Metazoa; Chordata; Mammalia; Dermoptera; Cynocephalidae.
AUGUGGAAGCUCCGAAAGACGUGGGUCACCCGGCCUUCCGAUGUGGACCGACUCGGCGGCGGCCGAUCCCCGCUCGCGGGCGCGCACAGCCGCAGCCCUGCACAGACACGCGCGGGGGCUGCAGGUGCAUUUCGGGGCGGGUUCCUUUCUCUGCGCUCUGCGCCCGGCGCCCAGCGCCCGGCAUGUGCGCUCCCUGCCGGAGGCGCGGGGCUGGCGCGCAGGGCUCGCCCCUCACUGCGGCAGUGGGUGUGGACCCGCGUGAACGAGAAGGGGGAGGCGUCCGGGGGAGCCCACACCCCACCAGGCUGCCUAGCAAGGGGCUCUGACCACCCCCCGAGGAUAAGGGGAGAGCUCACAGGUGAGGCACCUCUCCGCUUUACGCCCUGUUGCUUCACUCGGCGGGAGCAUAUGAGGAGGCGGCAUGAGGUCCCCUCGGGUGCUGCGGCCACACCCAUCUUUCUGAGCCACCGGGAGGGGGCCACGGAAGAACUUGGGGCGUUGCCCCGCCUCUUCCCUCUGGAGAUUGAGGACCCUGGGGUAGACGGGGUCGCGUCCGGUCGGCCUCCUGGAGGGCGCGGGAGGGAGCCCCCCACCCCUGAGCCUGCGGCUCCAGUUGGCCCUGGCGGCUGCAGG